AUGGAAGGCCAAGGCGAAAAUGACGAGCUCUACCCCAUUGCGGUCUUGAUCGAUGAACUAAAGCAUGACGAUGUGAUCCUUCGUCUAAACGCCAUCCAUCGACUCUCAACAAUUGCUCUUGCCCUAGGACCAGAGAGAACGCGAGAUGAGCUGGUUCCGUUCCUUGAUGACUCGGUGGAGGAUGAAGAUGAAGUCCUGACCGCUUUAAGCGAGGAACUGGGGAACUUUGUGGAAUACGUUGGUGGACCAGAAUACGCACACGUCCUCCUCUCCCCCCUGGAACAUUUGGCCGCCAUAGAGGAGCCAUUGGCUGUAGAGUCCCUCAACAAGAUCUGCGAACAGCUCUCUCCCAGACAGAUCGAAGACAACUUUAUACCCUUGACGGUUCGCCUGUCGAAAGCGGAUUGGUUCACCUCGAAGAUAUCCGCAGCUGGUCUCUACUGCACGCCGUAUAGAACUGCAUCUCCGGCCUUGCAGCAAGGGCUAAGACAGCAGUUUGGACAGCUAGUUCACGAUGACACGCCCAUGGUCAGACGGCAGGCGGCCAACAACCUAGCGAAGUUUGUUAAGGAGAUGGAUUCCCAAGUUAUCAUAGUCGAGAUGGUUCCUUUAUUCCAAAACUUGGCCAACGACGACCAGGACAGCGUCCGCCUCUUAACUGUCGAGAUAUUGAUCUCCAUCGCAGAGGAGAUUCCCAAGGAACAGCAGUCGAGCCACGGAGUCCUCCUCACCGCCCUACGAAAUCUGUUCGAAGACAAGAGCUGGAGAGUAAGAUAUAUGGUUGCAGACAAGUUCGAAAAGAUUGCGAAAGCUGUUGAUGAAGAAGUUGUCAACCGCGAUUUAGUCCCAGCCUUCGUCAAACUCCUCAAGGAUACCGAGGCUGAGGUCCGCACAGCUAUUGCUGGACAGAUUCCAGGAUUCUGCCGCCUUCUUGACAGAGAAACGCUUUUAAACGAGAUUAUGACAAGCAUCGAAGACCUCGUAUCAGAUCCCUCCCAGCAUGUAAGAGCUGCACUAGGCAUGCAGAUCAGCGGGCUAGCUCCCAUCCUAGGCAAAGAAGAGACGAUUUCACAUCUCCUUCCCAUGUUCUUACAGAUGUUGAAGGAUGAGUUCCCCGAUGUUCGAUUGCAUAUAAUCUCUAAACUGGAGUUAGUGAAUAAAGUUAUUGGAAUCGAUCUGCUAUCUCAAUCCCUACUCCCGGCGAUUGUGCAACUUGCAGAAGACAAGCAAUGGCGUGUUCGUCUCGCCAUCAUCGAGUACAUUCCACUCCUUGCUAGCCAAUUGGGUGUCAAGUUCUUUGACGAGCAACUCAACAGCCUAUGCCUAGGUUGGCUCGGAGAUGCUGUGUUCUCAAUCAGAGAAGCGGCCACCCAAAACCUCAAGAAGUUAACGGAAGUAUUUGGAGUUGAAUGGGCGAAUGGUUCAAUAAUUCCCAAAGUCACCGCCAUGGGCCAACAUCCCAACUACCUCUACAGAAUGACGACUUGCUUCGCCAUCACCACACUUGCACCCGUCAUCAACCUGAAAAUGAUUGAAACUUCCAUCCUCCCAAUUUUGGAUAGGCUCGUGACGGACGACAUCCCCAACAUCCGAUUCAAUGUUGCGAAAUCAUACUCCGUCAUAAUAGAUACCCUGCGAAAAUUACCCGAGGAAGGCACAGUCACUGAAAUUGAUAAAUCAGAACAGGCUCCCACCCCCUCUCCCCGUGGCCAAGCUAUCAUCCAGCAACAGAUCCUUCCAAAUCUCGAAAAGCUACAACAAGACGACGACGUUGAUGUCCGGUAUUUUGCAACCACUGCUGCUGGAAGUUACGGUGAAGUAAUGCAAACAUCUCCUUAA
This is a messenger RNA of Arthroderma uncinatum, 1839 nucleotides long. Its product is annotated as protein phosphatase PP2A regulatory subunit A. Gene Ontology annotation, molecular function: protein phosphatase regulator activity. Gene Ontology annotation, biological process: protein dephosphorylation. The record is from RefSeq and is a predicted model, not a curated record. The transcript is spliced from 9 exons. Bases 1 to 1839 code for a protein of 612 amino acids. NCBI's taxonomy places the organism in Eukaryota, Fungi, Ascomycota, Eurotiomycetes, Onygenales, Arthrodermataceae. Gene Ontology annotation, cellular component: cytoplasm; protein phosphatase type 2A complex.